UUCUUUUCGAACCUUUAAUCCUAAAGCUAACAGAAUGUAUAGAAUCUUGGACGACACAUUUUGAAGCCAAUUCCAUGGCCGCUUUCCCAUUUCCUAACACUUUCUCUUUCACAAAAUCUUCUUUUUCAAAGUCAUUAACUACCGGUAUUCAUGAAAGGGUUCUUUUAGUUUCACCUACUUCCGGGAAAAACACCCUAAACACUUCCAACUACAGUCCCCAGAUUACCCUCUGUGCUCCUUCAAAUUCUCCACUUUGGUCUGUCACCGACAUAGCGCAAGCCGUCGACGGUAGGAUUGUAAAAUGGGGUCCUCCAGGAACCAUUUCUACGGAUACCAGAACCAUUGAACCCGGCCAAUGGUUCUUUGCCAUUGCAGGGGAAAACUUCGACGCCCAUGAUUUUGUAACCCUUGAAUUAUACAGAAGUGGGUGCGUCGGUGUUAUUGGAAAUCGUGUUUGCGAGAAUUGGAAAAUGGGGUUCGUCCAGAUUGAUGGCGACACCGUGAGUUCUUUGCUCAAAAUGGCAACAUUUGCUAGGAACAGGCUUCUUGGUAAAGUUAUAGCAGUUACUGGAAGUGUGGGGAAAACUACCACAAAGACUAUGAUAGCUCUGGGUCUUGAGAGUUUGGGGAGUGAAGUUUAUCAGAGUUAUGGGAACUGGAACAAUAGGAUAGGGGUUGCCUUGUCAUUGAUUGGGAUUCCUAGGAAUGUGGGGAUAUCAGUUUUGGAGAUGGGAAUGGAUCGGAGAGGAGAGAUAUUGGAAUUGGCAAGGCUGGGGAAGCCUGAUAUUAGAGUGAUUCUUAACGUGGGGGCUUCUCAUUUGGGAAACCUUGGAAGCUUGGAAGAAAUUGCAAUGGCUAAAGGGGAGAUUUUGGAAGAAGCAAAGCCUAGAGAUAUUUGUGUUUUGAAUGCUGAUGAUCCUCUUGUCAUGAGCCUUCUAGUUCCUCCAGGAGUUACAAGGGUGCUUUUUGGUCGCAGUUUGGAGUGUGAUGUCCGGCUGGUAGCAGCAGAAAGCGUUUGUGGUGGACUUGGUGUUCGAGUUGUCUUGCAGAAAAAUAUGGAGAUGGUGGAGUUUGUGAUUCCUGGUUUGGGUCUGCAUUUGGCUCUCAAUGCAUGUGCAGCAGCAGCAGUUGUAACCUCUAUCGGUGUACCCCUUUCUCAAGUUGGAAGAUCCUUAUCCAGAUACGUUCCCGUUAGCAUGAGAUCUGAGUUCAUUGUAGCUAAAAGUGGCAUCAAAAUAGUGAAUGAUGUUUACAAUGCAAAUCCUGUUAGCAUGAAAGCAACCAUUGACAUGUUGCAAAGGAUCGGUUGUGAUGGAAAAAGAGUUGCUAUUCUUGGAGACAUGUUAGGACUUGGUCCACUUGAGAUGGAGUAUCAUGAGGAGAUAUUGAAUUACUGUCUUGGAGCUCGUAUUGAUGUAGUCGGCGUUGCUGGGAAGAGGUUUCAUUUAGCAGCUGAUAAUAAGAAUUUAAUGAAGAAGAUGAAAAUUGUACAUGCAAUUGAUUCAGAAAAUCUUGUUCCCAAAAUCUUGAAGUUCUUGAAUAUGAACGACGUUGUCUUGGUGAAGGGUAGCCGUGGAAUGCGAAUGGAGAAAGUUGUUGAGGCACUUGUGGCAAUGCCGAGACUCACUCCACCUCCAUGUUCUGAGAAUUGGGAAUGAAGACAAGAACAAGUAUAAAACUUAUGA
Molecule: messenger RNA, 1685 nt
Organism: Hibiscus syriacus
Lineage: Eukaryota; Viridiplantae; Streptophyta; Magnoliopsida; Malvales; Malvaceae
Product: UDP-N-acetylmuramoyl-tripeptide--D-alanyl-D-alanine ligase-like
Exons: 3
Coding region: 75-1658 (527 amino acids)
Biological process (GO): cell wall organization; biosynthetic process
Molecular function (GO): UDP-N-acetylmuramoyl-tripeptide-D-alanyl-D-alanine ligase activity; ATP binding
Source: RefSeq, a predicted model, not a curated record